AUGAUCUGGCUCUCCUCGUCUACCAAACAGCACCCGCCAGCAACUCGCAUCAUCGUCACAAGAGUCCCUACGGUAGAAGAAAGUGGCGAGGAGUCAGACAUGAUGCUCCUCAGCCUCAGCGUCGCCGCCGCCGCCAUCCUGCCACCACCACCGCCCCUCCAGCGCCCAUUUCCGCUGGCUGUGGGCAGUCACGGGGUCAUCACGGGGUCAGCUUCCCGUGACUUCACCCUGACCUUUCGGGCGAUACAUCGGGAGCGGCAUGGCUUCUAUUGGCUGCGCACACUCCCGUGCUUAUGUACGCAGCGCUAG
Messenger RNA from Sphaerulina musiva SO2202, 309 nucleotides. RefSeq lists its product as uncharacterized. Bases 1 to 309 code for a protein of 102 amino acids. The transcript has a single exon. The record is from RefSeq and is a predicted model, not a curated record. NCBI's taxonomy places the organism in Eukaryota, Fungi, Ascomycota, Dothideomycetes, Mycosphaerellales, Mycosphaerellaceae.